AUGAGUGACCCCAGCUCCCCCUCUCCUGCUGAAGUAGAGAAUCUCAUUAUUAUUUUCAUGGGUUUUGUGUUUGCGACAUUCCUAUACGGCUUGACCUUCUUUCAGAUGUACAUAUAUUUUUCUCGGUACUCGAAUGAUUAUGCAUGGACAAAACUCUUGGUUGGGGCACUAUUUGUCCUCGAUACCACUUCAACUAGCCUAGUAUCUGACAUACCAUACCACUACCUGAUAACGAUGUUCGACGUGUCCAUAGAGGUCCUAUAUCCAACGCCAGCUUUUUGCAUACAAUAUAUUUUUUCGGCCAUUCUCACUCUGAUCACGCAGUCAUUUUUCGCUAGUCGACUUCAUACUGUUUGUGGUAGCUUUACGAAUAUCACUUCGAGAUCCAUCAGCCUGGUAGUGCUCCUUUGUGCCUUCAUUUCCUUCGUUUUCGGUUUGAUUUCAGUAGGACAAUUCUUCCAGCAUGGGCAGUUAUCCACAUUCGCUUUACCUUCUAUGCCAGUGAGGGUUUUUGUUGAUUCAGAGAUUUCUCACCCAGAAUUGCAGAUUAUCGCUGGCAUCAGCCAAGGAUUUGCAGCAGUCGCAAACAUCAUCAUUUUUAUUAUGAUGUAUUGGUCAUUGUGUCCAGCACAUUAUCUGGACAUGCUCCAGUCAGUGCCCGAGGGUGUGCUUGAAAACCUUGCGGUGUUGUUUGUCAGCCGUGGCCUGGGGCUCACCAUCAUUCAGCUGGUGUAUCUAGGCACAUUUGUUGCUUCACCGGGAAAACCAUACUGGAUAGCAGUCCAGAUGGUUACACCCAGGAUUUACGUCAAUAUUGUCUUGGGUCUCUUGAAUGCUCGAGAAGUCAAACACGGUGUCGGUCUCAACGAGGAAGACACCUUGUCUGGUCGACACAAUUCCCAAAAUGAUGUACCAGGCACGCUCCGCUUCCUCAACAGAAAGGCAAGUCAUCAAGCUUUUUGCAACGGGGAGAACAGCAGGGGUAGCGAAAUCGAGGAAGCAAGCAAAUCUUAUGCAAGUGACCAGAAAUUGAAUCUCGCACAAAUUGAGAUGCAAUUUGGUUUUGCACUACCGCAGGCGGUAAGGGAGUUAUAUCUUGUCGUGGAUGGAUAUGAAGCAGAAUCAUCAGCGGGGUGCUCAGAUGGUCUCUUCUUUGGCCUCCUCGAAGCUGUCUUUGAAGAAUGGCGGUUUUGGCGUGAAGUCGAUGAUGACCCUCAGAUGGGAUUCCGAGCCUAG
Molecule: messenger RNA, 1236 nt
Organism: Suillus fuscotomentosus
Lineage: Eukaryota; Fungi; Basidiomycota; Agaricomycetes; Boletales; Suillaceae
Exons: 22
Coding region: 1-1236 (411 amino acids)
Source: RefSeq, a predicted model, not a curated record